This is a messenger RNA of Cottoperca gobio, 2719 nucleotides long. RefSeq names its product cytohesin-1-like. The transcript has 13 exons. The record is from RefSeq and is a predicted model, not a curated record. Gene Ontology annotation, molecular function: guanyl-nucleotide exchange factor activity. Bases 587 to 1612 code for a protein of 341 amino acids. Gene Ontology annotation, biological process: regulation of ARF protein signal transduction. NCBI's taxonomy places the organism in Eukaryota, Metazoa, Chordata, Actinopteri, Perciformes, Bovichtidae.
AAGGGUUUUCCCCCUCACACACACACCCAAACACACUUAGCUGCAGGCCUGCUCCCCUCCUCUCCCCUCUGCUGGAAUGAGUGCUUGAGGAUUAAGAAGCAGGACGGCUGGACUAGAAGACUACAGGAUUGGGAUUGGAGGGCUCUGGCAAAACUGGAUUAUUGUUGGAUACUGCAGGAACAGGCUGUUUUGUACUGGGAUUGGUCAUUCAGAUAGUCUUGUGGACUCUAUAAAAAUAGCUGGGGUGAGAGUCCAACAUUGAUUUCGGCUGCACUGGGAGUACUGGGACCAUUGAGACUGGCCGUGAAGCCACUCGACAGCAGAUAGACAGACGCUUUCUCUGUGCCUGAUGACCUCAGUCCAGAGGAGAGACAGGAGCUGGAAAGCAUCCGCCACAGAAAACAAGAGCUACUGCAGGACAUACAAAGGCUGAAGGAUGAGAUAGCAGAGGUGACCAAUGAGAUUGAAAACCUGGGCCUGACUGAAGAGAGGAAAAGCAUGCAGAGGAAUAAACAGAUGGCCAUGGGCCGAAAGAAGUUCAACAUGGACCCCAAGAAGCCCAAAACCCAAACAUAUUAAGUUUACAAUGAUAAAAACACAGAACAAAAGAAGAACAUCCUCACAUAAGAGAGGCUGCAACCAGAGAAUUUGGGGGAUUCGCUUCUUGAUUGACAGCUCCCUGCUGAAAAACACCAGCAAUGACAUCGCCCAGUUUCUCUACAAGGGUGAGGGGCUUAAUAAAACCGCUAUCGGCGACUACCUAGGGGAGAGAGAUGACUUCAACAUCGAGGUUCUGCAUGCCUUCCUGGAGUUGCACGAGUUCACAGACUUGAACCUGGUUCAGGCUCUCAGGCAGUUCCUGUGGAGCUUCAGGCUGCCCGGGGAGGCUCAGAAGAUCGACCGCAUGAUGGAGGCGUUCGCCCUGCGAUACUGUCGCUGUAACCCCGGAGUGUUUCAGAGCACAGAUACCUGUUAUGUGUUAUCGUUCGCUGUGAUCAUGUUGAACACCAGCUUGCACAACCCUAACGUGAAGGACAAACCCUCGGUUCAGAGAUUCACGGCGAUGAACAGAGGCAUCAAUGAUGGAGGAGAUCUGCCGGAGGAUCUACUCAGGAACUUGUUCGACAGCAUCAAGAACGAACCCUUUAAGAUCCCAGAGGAUGAUGGGAACGACCUCACACACACCUUCUUCAACCCCGACAGAGAAGGAUGGCUGCUUAAACUCGGAGGUGGACGAGUUAAGACCUGGAAGAGACGCUGGUUCAUUCUCACAGAUAACUGCCUCUACUACUUUGAAUACACGACUGAUAAAGAACCCAGAGGAAUUAUUCCACUGGAAAACCUGAGUAUCAGAGAAGUGGAUGACUCCAAGAAACCAAACUGUUUCGAGCUCUUCAUCUCGGACCACAGAGAUCAGGUGAUCAAAGCCUGCAAGACAGAGGCCGACGGACGCGUCGUCGAGGGAAACCACACUUUUUACAGAAUCUCCGCUCCGACCGCAGAGGAGAAGGAGGAAUGGAUCAACAGCAUCAAAGCCGCCAUCAGCAAAGAUCCGUUCUACGAGAUGCUGGCUGCUCGGAAGAAGAAGGUCUCGUCGCUGAAGGGGCUGUAGAGCUGCAGAGGAUUACAUUUUGUGAAACUCCUGCUGCUGCAGGGACACUUGGACCUGACAGAAGAAAAUCUCCUUUGUCACCUUUUGAACCGCCGCUUCUUCAGUACCUACACCUCGUUCUCUACAGGUGGGACCUUUUGUAGAAAGUUUAAGUUCCCAUCUAGAGAUGAAAUGAUUCAGUGGUAGACCUCUGUCUUUAUCCUCCCUUUGAACAUUCUACGACUGUAGUAGUAGGACUCCCACCCCUCGUACAAUCUGCUGUAUUGACCGUCUGAUUCACCUCAGAGCCACCUCGUACAGACUCUGGUUUUUAAUAAAACAUAGCUGGGGGAGGAGGGUAAUACUCAGAAUUUCCUAAAAUUCAGUUGUAAAAGUAAAAAGCUCAGAAAUUCUGAGAUAUGGUGAUUCUGGGCUAAAAUCAUUACUACUUCCUUAUUGCUGAAUCCGAUUAGGUGAUUUACUGCAGGCACGAUGCACGGCAAGCAGCAGUCUGUGGUGGGAUGCGUUUGAUCCAACCUUGCGGUUCCUUAAUGAAAAACUAUGUUCAGGUUUUCUUGUAAAAAUGUCAUUCUCUCAGAAUAAUAUCCCUCUCCCUCUGCUUUUUACCAACAAUUACCCUAAUACGUGCUCUACAGCUACUCAAACAAGAGAUGUUUUCUGUCGGAAACAUGAAUUCAUUUGGUGAGAAAAAGACACCUGUUAGAUAAAAACCUUUCUCCACCUUGUGAAAGACACAGCACUCCAACAGGACGAGGACGCUGAUGAGUCACAUCGUACAUUAAUGGGAUUCAGAACAAUUUCAGUCGAGUCUGAAAUUGUUCACUUUAGUCUCUAUUUUGAUCAGUCGGUUUGUUUUCCAGACAUGGAUUAAACUUCUAUUAAAAUGAAGAUAUCGGUUGGAAAACAAACUCCUCUUGUCUGGGACGCUGGACUUUAUUGUAUAAAAAUGUUCUUUUCUAAGGCUUUUUUAUUACUGCUGUUGGUCUUUCGUCAAAGCGCUGCUCAUGUUCAUGAAGGUGAUGCAUGAAGAGCUAAAUAUUUAUUUAUCCAGAUUCUUGUAAUUUAUUGUUUUCGAAUUUUGUCUCAUUAAAAGUUUGUAAACCAACA